CUCCUCGACUGUUGCGCGCUCAUCUUCCUUUCGGUGUACUUCAUAAUUACAUUGUCUGAUUUAGAAUGUGAUUACAUUAAUGCUAGAUCAUGUUGCUCAAAAUUAAACAAGGUGACAUUUCUCCUCAAGACCUCCAUCCUCUUGCUAUAGUCUGGAGCGGUUGCUCUUAGACCUUUUCACAGCUUCCAUUUUGGGACUCCUGGUUGGAUCUCCUGAUUCUUGGAAAUCAUGUCUUCUUUUCUCUUGGCUUACUACCUCAUUUUGCUGGAGUAGCUUCUUGAGAUUCGUGGGUAAUUCCAGAAUUGGUUGGCCAUACUCUUGUCACUGUACUAAUGCUCAUUUCAUUGCACUGGUUCAUCUUCCUUCUGAACUUGCCUGUUGCCUCUUGGAAUAUAUAUCGGUACAUCAUGGUGCCCAGUGGUAACAUGGGAGUAUUUGAUCCAACGGAAAUACACAAUCGAGGGCAGCUGAAGUCGCACAUGAAAGAAGCCAUGAUCAAACUCGGCUUCCACCUCCUCUGUUUCUUCAUGUAUCUUUACAGUAUGAUUUUAGCUUUGAUAAAUGACUGAAGCUGGAGCAGCCGUGGUUGAAGUCAGCCUACACUACAGUGCACAGUUGAGGAGCCAGAGACUACUUAAAUCAUCCUUAGAACCGUGACCAUAGCAGUAUAUUUUUUCCUCUUUGAACAAAAAAUAUUUUUGCUGUAUUUUUACCAUAUAAAGUAUUUAAAAAACAUGAA
Molecule: messenger RNA, 739 nt
Organism: Cervus elaphus (red deer)
Lineage: Eukaryota; Metazoa; Chordata; Mammalia; Artiodactyla; Cervidae
Gene: CNIH4
Product: cornichon family AMPA receptor auxiliary protein 4
Exons: 6
Coding region: 333-569 (78 amino acids)
Biological process (GO): endoplasmic reticulum to Golgi vesicle-mediated transport
Cellular component (GO): COPII-coated ER to Golgi transport vesicle; endoplasmic reticulum membrane
Source: RefSeq, a predicted model, not a curated record